CCCCCCCUUCCCUGCCCAUCUUCUAUUUUUGCUUCUCCUCCUUCGGCGGCUGGUGCAGCAGUAACAGCUCCUGGAUGGACCCCUCCGCGGCUUCCCUUCGCCCGUCGCCUUCCUCCGGCAACUGAAGCGAGAUGCAGGAGGCUGGUGGCCGCUUCGGCUGUACGGAGAGACACAGGCGCAAGAUGGCAGAUUUCUAUUGAGUUUAAAGGGGCGGUGGGGGAAGCCGAAGUCCUGCUUCGUUUUUUCUUCCGUUGCCAUGAAUAACAGGAUCCCUUGCACCGAUGGCUCCCAUGUACGAAGGUAUGGCCUCCCAUGUGCAAGUUUUCUCUCCUCAUACCCUUCAAUCAAGUGCCUUCUGUAGCGUGAAGAAACUAAAAGUCGAACCAAGUUCUAACUGGGAUAUGACUGGGUACGGCACACAUAGCAAAGUCUAUAGUCAGAGCAAAAACGUGCAAUCUUCUCAAGCGGCCGCUGCCAUCAAUGCCUCUCUCCAAAUUCCAAACCCCAGCAUCCCUUAUGAGCAGACCAUCAUCUUCCCAGCCAGCACUGGGCACAUUGUGGUAACAUCUGCCAAUAGCACCUCUGGUGUGGUUGCAGUAUCUGGGCAGGCAUUGGGCGGACCACACAACCUGAUGCGUCGAAGCACUGUGAGCCUUUUGGAUACCUACCAAAAAUGUGGACUUAAACGGAAAAGCGAGGAAAUCGAGAACACAAGCAGUGUUCAAAUUAUUGAAGAGCAUCCACCGAUGAUUCAGAAUAAUGCCAGUGGGGCCACAGUAGCCACCACAACAACGUCCACUGCCACAUCCAAAAAUAGUGGCUCCAACAGCGAAGGGGAUUACCAGUUGGUACAACAUGAAGUGCUGUGUUCCAUGACCAACACAUACGAAGUAUUAGAAUUUCUUGGCCGUGGUACUUUUGGGCAAGUUGUGAAAUGCUGGAAACGUGGCACCAAUGAAAUUGUGGCCAUCAAGAUUCUUAAAAACCAUCCUUCUUAUGCCAGGCAAGGUCAAAUUGAAGUGAGCAUCUUGGCUCGGUUAAGCACUGAAAGCGCAGAUGAUUACAACUUUGUCCGAGCCUACGAAUGUUUCCAGCACAAGAACCACACCUGCUUGGUUUUUGAGAUGUUGGAACAGAACUUGUAUGAUUUUUUAAAGCAAAACAAGUUCAGUCCAUUGCCCCUUAAGUACAUCAGGCCAAUAUUACAGCAGGUAGCCACAGCUCUCAUGAAAUUGAAAAGCUUGGGUUUGAUCCAUGCUGACCUCAAGCCAGAAAAUAUCAUGUUGGUGGAUCCAUCUCGGCAGCCCUAUAGGGUCAAGGUUAUUGACUUUGGUUCUGCUAGUCAUGUGUCCAAAGCUGUGUGCUCAACUUACCUUCAGUCCAGAUACUACAGAGCCCCUGAAAUCAUCCUUGGUUUACCCUUCUGCGAAGCAAUUGACAUGUGGUCUUUGGGAUGUGUCAUUGCAGAACUUUUUUUAGGUUGGCCAUUAUAUCCAGGAGCUUCAGAAUACGAUCAGGUUGGUAUGGUUGGUUUUGUUGCUAUUGUGAAUGCAACAAGCACACCUUCCCAGUUCAAACACCUCCUUGGUAUUUUUACAGCAAAAGAUCUCAGUUGGGCUACCUCUGUACAACAAUUGAAAAAUCAAAUCAACCUGCUUGUGGAGCAUCUCAACAAAGUGAGCCAUGUCACCAAGUACCAAGAACAGUUCAACGUUAAGUCCUGUUUUCAAAACAUGGAGAUUUGCAAGCGGCGAGUAAACAUGUAUGACACUGUGAAUCAGAGCAAAACACCAUUCAUCACCCAUGUCGCCCCAAGCACAUCAACCAAUUUAACCAUGACUUUCAAUAACCAGCUCAAUACAGUUCAUAACCAGGAUUGCAAACUUCCCCUUCAAAGCAUGCUGGCUAUUCAGUCCGGAUGGAGAAUGCAGUUCCCAUAGUCACUCAGGCUGCUGGGGCUCCGCCCCUUCAGAUCCAACCAGGGCUUUUAGCACAGGUAAAUAAUUUUUUUUUCCUUUGGAAUUUAUUCUUUGAUAAACUGAUAAAAACUCUGGAAAAAAAGAGAAUUUGGCUGUGCUUUUACUUAUCACCAGAUAGGAAUGUGUUACUUAAAAGUUUUCUUUUGUUUUACAGCCCCCUGUCUAAGCAAAGAAAAAACGUCAUCAGCUGUGUAACUGUGCACGAUUCGCCAUAUUCUGAUUCCUCUGGCAACAGUCCAUACGCAGUGCAACAUCGUGGCGGAAACAAUAAUGGAAACAAUUAUGAGACAAAGGUUGCACCAGAGUCACACUGUAAUGGCAAUCCUCGGACGAUCAUUGUACCACCGCUGAAAACCCAGGCCAGCGAAGUCUUAGUAGAAUGUGAUAGCUUGGUACCAGUCACUACCAGUCACCACUCAUCUUCCUGUAAGUCAAAGUCCUCUAGCAUUGUGACCUCGACCAGUGGUCACUCUUCAGGGAGCUCAUCUGGAGCCAUCGCCUACAGGCAGCAGCGGCCAGGACCACACUUCCAGCAGCAGCAGCCUCUUAAUCUCAGCCAGGCGCAGCAACACCUUGCAACCGGGAGCCAUCGACGGCAACAGGCUUACAUCACUCCAACAAUUGCUCAGGCACCAUAUUCCUUCCCACACAACAGUCCUAGCCAUGGCACAGUCCAUCCUCACUUGGCUGCAGCUGCCGCCGCCCAUCUGCCAACUCAACCUCAUCUAUACACAUACACAGCACCCGCGGCUCUGGGUUCCACAGGCACCGUGGCUCACUUAGUGGCUUCCCAAGGCUCAGCCCGACACACCGUACAGCACACUACUUAUCCAGCCAGCAUCGUCCACCAAGUUCCGGUCAGCAUGGGCCCCCGUGUCCUUCCAUCACCCACAAUCCACCCAAGUCAGUAUCAAGCUCAGUUUGCCCAUCAAACCUACAUCAGUGCAUCUCCAGCCUCCGUCUACACUGGAUAUCCCUUAAGUCCUACAAAAAUCAACCAGUACCCGUACAUCUAAACACUGGAAUGAGAAAAACGAAAAGACAUUUCAGCGCACAUGGAGAGGAACAUGGCUGCUUUUAUACUGAAGAAUGUCACAGGCAAAUGAACAAUGCAAAUGGGAGAUUCCGACAAAACUUGAACGAAGGAGACUUUAAGGAAGAAAGCAGACAAAAGAAGACGAGACACGUUCUACACUUUUAUUUAAAAAAAGAAAGAAAAGAAAGAAAAAAAGCUAAAAAGAAUGAAAAAUAAAAAUACAAAAAAAUAAAUAAAAUUCUGCACCAAACCACAUAGUGGGAGAAGCAGAAGGACCCCUGUUGUCUGGUCCUGUUUUGGAUUACUUCACCAAGAGACUUUUACAGAUUAUUUUCAUCUGAUUACAGGAGACUCCGUUUAGGAAUUCGUUGUUCAAAUCUUCUAAUACAAAGUUUCAUAGGUGUUUGGGUAUAUUUUUUUUAAUUAAACAAAGAAGCAUACAAAUUAGGGAUUUAUCCAGAAUUUCAAAAGGGUUAUGACUUUGUCUUUGCACUGGUUGCUGUAACCCAAAAUAAAUAAAAACACAACAAAAAGUGUGAUGUGUUUUCUGUUGGUAAUGGAAUGAGCAAAAAACGAGAGCCGUUUUGGAUUAUUCCAGCUCUCCCAAUAAGUCUAGAAGCAUUAGAAAGUUGGGAAGAUAGAAAAAACACUGAGCAGAAAACACUAUCUGAUGAAAUCAAAGGUCGUGCUGAAUAUUUGUUCUUACUCUGAGCAUCCUGGAUAAAUCCCUUUUCUUAAAGGAAAAGUCUUUAAUAAUGUAUGAUAGAAUCUCAACUUCCUUACUUGAAAAUACUUUCCCCCCCCCCUUUAUUUCUCUGAAUAACCCUUCAUCAUUUUCAGUCCAAUCCUAACAUUUGCCUGCUCUGGCUGAUGGCUACUUUGGUCACCACUUCACAAAGCACAACAGUGUGUGCUCUUGCUGUUGGAACAUAACAGCAGUACUGGGAGCAGGUACCACAAUCCCAAGUGUUUAGGAUUGGGUUGCUAGUGUAGGAGUAGAAGUUCUAGCUGGCCCUUGGUAGAAUGUAGCACUAUACAUCCAUACAGCCGUUUUCUACUUUGUGUUAAGCUCCAGUGAUACCAAUAGACUUUUCCUCAAUGUUAUUGCACAAAAAAAGUGAUAUAACAUAGGCAUGUAACAAAUGUGAUUGUCCAGGUAUAUCUGUGUCUGCGUGUGUGAGUGUGUGCGCAUGUGCGCGCUGAUGCUGCCUUUUUCUUGUGGUGUGGUCCUCAGCACAGCCAUUUUACACUGUCACAGUCUUAGUUUUAAAUCAUUCCCUUGUAGUGCCUUACCAAACGACAGUUGCAGUUUUAAGGGUUUACUUCCACUGGUACGCCUAGAAACGGACUGAGGCUCGUUCAAAUGUAAACUCAGCUCCUUUUUUCUCCUCCUCCUCCUCCUCUUCUUCCUUAUUUUUGAUUGCUUUCCUUUUUUUCUUCUUCUAGACUUUCAAAAACAAAAAUUUAAUGUCUUUCUUGGGUAAGUUGCAAGGGCCAAAGGAAGGCUGCUGGGAGUUUGCUGGAAUAGAACAAUCAGUGGACCUAAGAAAGGGUGUUUUUUUUUUUCUCGGGGUGGGGUGUGGUGGAUUUGAGAUGUCUGGAUGAGUUCUUAGCCCCUAAAGCAGCUUUCCAAGGAAUUCCAUUGUCUCAAUUGUGUUAUUAGUUGAAUUUCCUUCUAGGAUGCUCAAUUCUCCAUAACGUUUGAAAGUAUGAAUAGAAAAAGGGGUGGGGUGGGGAGGUGCCCAGGCCUUCUUUGGAUUAUUAAUAUGUAGUACCUCGUGUUCAAUUGCUUUGCCUAAACUGGGGGAGGGCGUAAGGGUGGAGUGGGUGAAGGGCAAUGACGUGGAACGAACUUUAUAUAUUUUCAUUGGACUGGUUUCAGAAAUCUGAGAAGAAAGAGGUAUUCUUUCUAGAACAUCAGGCUCAGACUGGUGCCAAAAGCUGGUUUGGUUUGGCUUUCUUCUGUUCUUGAGAAGCAGUUGCACUGGAGCUUCAUGUUGUGGACUUGGGAUGGACUCUACUACGCUUAUAGCAGGUCUGACUCUUAGGGUACGGUCUGAACAUGUCUAAGCAACACAUUCUGCAUUUAGGAGCUAGCUUGGAGAUGCCACCAUAACUGUUCAUGGUUUUGAUCAGCUUCCCCCAACUGGUGUUCCCUAACCAGAUGUACAUGAAUCCCACAAUAUCCUGUUGGCUGUGCUAAUUUGGAAUUCUCCCAAGAUAUCUAGAACUAGAUGGGGAAAGAUAUUUUUUUUUUAAUCAGGUGCUUUCUUCGCUUUGUCCCGUUUUGUUCUUACUAUGCUUUUCUUUUUCUUAAAAGUAAUAAUCAUCAUAACAAUGUUAACAGUAGCUCAUCAGACCCUGUAUCUUCCACAAUAAAUUAUUUGUAUUCCCCCCCUACCUUUGGCAUAUUCUUUUUCAGAAGGAUUCCAAAGAGAAGUAUUUGUACAAUAAAAUAACAACAAAAGAAUUAGUAGAUACUUUAUGGUGACAUCACUAGAUUUUUCUGUUGUGUAAGUCUUUACUGUUCCCUCCCCUGUGAUGUUUUACUUGUAUUAGUGGUUUGAAGUUGAUUGUAAAAAGGGCUGUCUGCCUUUCUCAACAGUCAUUAUGGCUUCUAAGCUAAGGCUACCAGAUCUGGGACUGCAAAAAUUUGAAGAUGAUAUCGAAAAAAAAGUAACAGAGUUAUCUUUUAUCUUUUAUCUCUUUACUGUCGUCUAGUGAUCAUCAUGACUUUUUGCAACCCAGAUCUGGUAGCCCCCAAGUAGCAGAGACACCAGUUUGGGAAUGGCGAAGGGAGAAAUGUCAAGGAAUCAGUAUGGCGGUUGUAAAAAUAUGUUCAAAGCCCCUCCUCCUUUUUUAACCAUUUGUGGUGAUGCAUGUAAAGACUGAGCUUUGAUUAUGGGGUUGCCAUCUUGUUUUUUUGUUUUGUUUUUUAAUUUCUGCUAAUAAGUGUCCCAAUUUUUCUGGCUUCAGAAAAGAAGUGCUUAGGCAAUAGGAUAAGAUGUUGGGUUAAGGCAAGUCAGUUAAUUGAGAGAUGAGGGAGGGAUCUUAAGAGGUGGUAAAGAUAAAAAGCUUGCUCAUGAGGGGAGUUGAGAAGAAAGACAAGCAUAGUUGUCAUACUUGGAAGUGGGCACACUUGCUUCACUAGCAGGAAGGAACCCCAAAUAUUAAGGUGGACACUAUUAUUUUUCUGAAGUAAAUCACUGGAAGCAAAACUGGCUUCUUUUCAGCUAUUUAGAAACUGAACUCCAUUUUAUUUUUAAUUUUUAGUAUCUCUCUGCUCCAAAGUAUAGUAGUGUGGUUGGUGGGAUUCAAUCGGUGUGACAACCGGUUUGCUGAGCGCGUGCGCAGUGAGUUUGAAAACAGCUCAAAAAGUUACCUUCUACUGAAGACCCGGUGAGUAAAACACCUGAGGCGCAGCAAUCUGCUUUGCCGCGCCUAUCAGCUGGGCUUCAAACAAGGGAAAUAUAGGUCAGUAUAGCGCAGG
Molecule: messenger RNA, 6505 nt
Organism: Thamnophis sirtalis
Lineage: Eukaryota; Metazoa; Chordata; Lepidosauria; Squamata; Natricidae
Source: RefSeq, a predicted model, not a curated record